AUGCACGCGCUGGGACCGAUCCGCGCGCUCCGACCGCGCCUGCAACGUCUCACCGCAUCGCUCGUAAAGCGACGAACCCCCAUCGCCGCCGAGCCGAGAGAUCCACCCCGGGAUAUCGCGCUCCGUCCCUCGCACGUCUUCCUUUCCCGCCAGAUCCCAAUCGCGGUUGCCCGAUCCCGGCCGCGCGCUCACCUCGUCGCCAUGGCCGUCCCACCGUCGCCGAAGCGCGUGAACGGCAACAAGUCCCCGAAAGCCGCGAAGGCCAAGGCCAAGGCCCCGGCGAGGUCACCGACGGAGGACAUCGAGGACCUCAUCGGCAAGCACCCGUCGCUCGCGUCCAUCAGGGACGACGCCCCUCGCCUAAGGGACGAGCUCCUCGCGUGGUACGACAAAUCGCACAGGAUCCUCCCGUGGAGGCGCAACUUUCACUCGCAUCACGCCCCGCCCCCGCCGGGCCCACAGGGAGGCGACGGGUGUGAACCCAAGGAGUACUGGGCCGGGUGCGACGAGACGGGCGCCCCGACGAACGUCCCGCGCGACCAGUACGCGUACGGCGUGUGGGUGUCGGAGAUCAUGUCGCAGCAGACGCAGAUCGAACGCGUGGCCCAAUACUGGCUCCGGUGGACGGAACGGUGGCCGGACGUCAGCUCCCUGGCGAGCGCGACGCGGGAGGAGGUGAACGAGCUGUGGGCGGGGUUGGGGUACUACCGACGCGCCGGUUUCCUCCUCGACGGCGCGAGACACGUGGUGGACAACUGUGACACGAUUUUCCCGAAUGACGCGAAGGGACUCGCGAACGUCCCGGGCGUCGGUCCUUACACCGCCGCCGCCAUCGCGUCCAUCGCGUUCGACGAGCCGGUGGCGGCGGUGGACGGUAACGUCAUCAGGGUGUGCACCAGGCUCGCGGCCGUGACGGGCGGGGGGGACGCGGCAAAGCCGAGCUCGGACGCCGCAAAGGCGGUUCGAUUAUGCGCGGAUUGGCUCAUCGAUGAUUCAACGCGACCGGGGGAUUUUAACCAGGCGAUGAUGGAGCUGGGCGCGACGGUGUGCACGCCCAAGGCGCCCGCGUGCGGCCAAUGUCCGCUUCGGGUGGGGUGCGCCGGGGCGGCGCUGGAGUCCGCGGGUUCGAGUGGGUUCAAGGUGACGGACCUUCCGGAGAAGGAGAAGAAGCCCGAGAAGCGGGAGGAACGCGUCGCGGUGAGAGUCGUCGAGCGUAAAGGAGGGAGGAGAGACGGCGUGCCCGGCCCGGCCGAUUCGUCGUUCCUGCUCGUGCGUCGCCCCGAGGGCGGGCUGCUGGGCGGGCUCUGGGAGUUUCCGUCGGCGAAUGUGCCGGAUAACCUGGAGCCCGGCGACCCGGAUUUUUACGCCAGCUGUGCGGACGUCGUGCACAGCUGUGGGUCGAGCGGGAAGUUCUCCAAAUCGAGGGUGGGUUUAGGGGAGGUGACGCACACGUUCUCGCACGUUCGGCACACGUACGUGGCGCAGCACGAGGUUUGGGAAACGUCGGCGGACGACGACGGCGAUGAAGCACCGCCAACUCGCGGAGACACGGCUGGCGGCCGCGAGUGGCGAUGGGUCACCGCCACGGAGCUGCAAACGCUCGGUCUGAGCUCGGGGGUGCGCAAGAUAUACGAGCUGCUGACGAAGAGGGAACAGGCGAAGAAGGCUCCGAGGGAGAGCGCCAUAGGUAAGCUCUUCGCGAAGAAGGCGAAGCGGGGGGAGUAG
Molecule: messenger RNA, 1725 nt
Organism: Micromonas commoda
Lineage: Eukaryota; Viridiplantae; Chlorophyta; Mamiellophyceae; Mamiellales; Mamiellaceae
Exons: 1
Coding region: 1-1725 (574 amino acids)
Biological process (GO): mismatch repair; base-excision repair
Cellular component (GO): nucleus
Molecular function (GO): 8-oxo-7,8-dihydroguanine DNA N-glycosylase activity; oxidized purine DNA binding; adenine/guanine mispair binding
Source: RefSeq, a predicted model, not a curated record